Molecule: messenger RNA, 1518 nt
Organism: Clunio marinus
Lineage: Eukaryota; Metazoa; Arthropoda; Insecta; Diptera; Chironomidae
Source: the annotation of a GenBank genome assembly
GAAUUGGACAAAUUGAAUGAAAUUGAAAACAAAACAGCGUGUUGCUCGAAAACAAUAUUUUGCUUGUAAGAAGUGAAUAAAUAAAAUCAGAAAGACAUAAACAUCUAGAGAUAAAUCAUGGCAAAAAGACCAGAACAUCAAGCACCUCCAGAAAUUUUUUAUAAUGACGAUGAAGCUAAAAAAUACUCUCAAAAUAGCAGAAUAAUAGAGAUUCAAGGCGAAAUGUCUGAAAGAGCUUAUGAACUUCUUGUUGCUCCUGAAGACGAACCUCUCUUAGUUCUUGACAUUGGUUGUGGCAGGGGAUUAAGUGGAAGUGUUUUAGAUGAGAACGGUCAUCAAUGGAUUGGUAUUGACAUAUCAAAAUCCAUGCUUGAUGUAGCGCUUGAAAGAGAAGUUGAAGGCGAUUUGAUAUUGGGCGAUAUGGGUGAAGGAAUGCCUUUUAAAGCUGGAACUUUUGAUGCUGCAAUUUCAAUAUCUGCAAUUCAAUGGCUUUGUAAUGCUGACAAAUCACAUCAUGUGCCACAUAAGAGACUUUAUCAGUUCUUCACAACAUUAUUCGCAUGUUUGACACGUAGUGCUCGUGCUGUUUUUCAAUUUUAUCCUGAAAAUGCUGAACAAAUUGAUAUGAUUACGAGUCAAGCAAUGCGUGCUGGUUUCUAUGGUGGAGUUGUGGUUGAUUAUCCAAAUUCAGCAAAAGCAAAAAAAUAUUUCUUAGUUCUUAUGACUGGUGGCAAUCAAAAAUUGCCCUCAGCACUUGGUGCAGAUGAAGAUUCGAGUCAAGUUCCAUACUCAAGAAAACGUGAAAUGACAAAAGGUAUCAGAGGAAAAGAUCCCAAGAAAUCUCGUGAUUGGAUUCUUCAGAAAAAAGAAAGAAGACGACAACAAGGAGUUGAAACGAGAGCUGAUUCAAAAUAUACAGCACGGAAGAGAAGUGGAAGACGAAGCUUUGUGACAAGAACAAAAAAUCUUUAUGAAGUUCUUGGAUUAAAUCGAACAGCAACACAAGGCGACAUUAAGGGAGCGUAUUAUAAGCUUUCAAUGCUUUAUCAUCCUGACAAGAAUGAUAAAAGUGAAUUAGCAGCAGAAAAGUUUCGUGAAAUUACUGAAGCUUAUGAAGUUCUUGGGAAUUUUCGACUGAGAAAACUUUAUGACAAAGGGAUCUUUAAUGUAAAUGAUGAAAGGUAUAAAGCACAUGAUGAGCCCGAGAAAGAAGAUGAUGCUACUACAAGGUUUUAUAAAGCAAGAAUGAGGAAAGAACAUCCAACAGCAGCUUCUGGUCGAACGCCAAUUUAUAAUUUCGAUGAAUGGACAAAUGCACAUUAUUCUAGGAGUUUUAGUAAUCAACAAAGAAUCAAAUCUCGCGUUUACGAGAAAGCAACUCAGAGAAAAAUGGAAGAUAAUACGAUGCCAACUGAAAAAGUUAUAAUGUCUGUCUUCAUAUUAAUUGUUUUUUUUUUUGCUAUGCAACCAGAAUCAAUAGAUGUUGAUAACAUUAGAAAUAAGAAAAAGGAAUCAUAA